AUGAAUGACACAGGGUCAGCAAUCAACCAGUCUGACAUCAGUGGCAUCAUGAGUGCCGGGGCGGCUGGCAUAGUCCUGAUCAACAGGAAAGAUGCUGGCUUCACCACCCUUCUGGAGGAUUAUUGCAGUGAUGUUGUGCAGGUGACCGUGGCUGAUGGCAACGAUAUCAUAGAGUAUGCAAGGGCAACAAGCAAAGCCAGUGCCAAAGUCAUAUACAAGAACACUGUGCUUGGUGUCCGUCCAUCUCCCACUGUCGCGGCAUUCUCAUCCCGCGGUCCCAGCACGUUCAGCCCCGGUGUGCUAAAGCCAGAUAUAUUAGCACCCGGGCUCAACAUCAUUGCUGCAUGGCCACCACUCACCAUUCUUGGAUCUGGGCCAUUCAACAUUAGAUCAGGGACAUCCAUGUCGACUCCACAUGUCAGUGGAAUCGCUGCGCUUGUCAAGAGCUCCCAUCCUGAUUGGUCUGCUGCUGCUAUCAAGUCAGCCAUCCUCACCACAGCUGAUAUCACGGACAGCGCUGGUGGCCCGAUCUUGGACGAGCAGCAUCAGAGGGCAACCGCGUAUGCCAUGGGUGCUGGCCAUGCCAAUCCUAUAAAAGCUAUUGAUCCGGGCCUUGUGUAUGACCUUAGCAUCACUGAAUAUGCUGGCUACAUAUGUGCUCUCCUCGGUGAUCAAGGCUUGGCAACCAUUGCGCGUGACCCGACGCUGUCCUGCAAAAUGCUUCCCAAGAUACCAGAGGCACAGUUGAACUACCCAUCCAUAACAGUGCCACUCAGGUCAAGGCCAUUCACGGUGAACAGAACCGUGACAAAUGUGGGGCCAAUAAAUUCAGUAUACACACUGAAGAUGGAGGUUCCCAAGUCUCUCACAGUGCGAGUCUACCCAGAGACGCUGGUCUUCUCCAAGGUUGGACAAAAGAACACAUUCAGCAUUACUGUGAGCAGGCAUCGCAGUGUCGGGUCAAAGGCCUUGCAGGGAAGUUUGAGCUGGGUGUCCAAAAAACAUGUUGUGCGUAGUCCGAUCGUGGCUUCUCCUCUGUUGUAA
Molecule: messenger RNA, 1044 nt
Organism: Triticum turgidum subsp. durum (durum wheat)
Lineage: Eukaryota; Viridiplantae; Streptophyta; Magnoliopsida; Poales; Poaceae
Source: the annotation of a GenBank genome assembly